This is a messenger RNA of Brachypodium distachyon (stiff brome), 8432 nucleotides long. RefSeq names its product small subunit processome component 20 homolog. Bases 100 to 8157 code for a protein of 2685 amino acids. Gene Ontology annotation, cellular component: small-subunit processome; 90S preribosome; nucleolus. The record is from RefSeq and is a predicted model, not a curated record. The transcript is spliced from 31 exons. Lineage: Eukaryota; Viridiplantae; Streptophyta; Magnoliopsida; Poales; Poaceae.
UGGUCGUCUGUUAAACCCAGCCCCCACAUGCUCCCCCCCGCCUCCAUCCCCGCCUCCCCCUAGCAGGCACGGCCUCUCACCACCUCACCAGCCGCAGUCAUGGCGACCCCAUCGUACGCGGGUGUGAAGUGCCUCAACACAUCGUCCUCCAGCCGCAAGCGCUUUGUGUUCAAGAGCUUCUCGCAGCGGGUGGAGGAGAUCGACAUCGAUGUGUACCGUAGCCUCCACGCGGUGAAGGCGGAGCCUUCUAGCGGUUCCUCGUUUCUCCUCGACGCCCUCGUGGAGUGGAGGGAGCUGAAUACUGCAGAAGACUUCAUCUCUUUGUAUGAUGAGAUAAUACCAUUGGUGCAAACACUACCACAAAUUGUAUUGCACUGUGAAAAAAUAUUUUCUGGGCUGCUACAAAGAGUAAACAUGAAGGCACGAUUGUCCCUCGAACCAAUACUCAUGUUAAUUGCAGCUCUCUCCAGGGAUAUUCUAAAGGAUUUUUUGCCGUUUCUAGGAAGAUAUUCUAGUGCUAUUGUUGCUCUUCUUAGUGAUGGAGGCGAUCGUGACCCUGAAAUCCUAGAGCAGGUCUUCACAUCUUGGUCAUGUAUAAUGAUGUACUUGCAAAAGUAUCUAGUAGAAGAUGUUGUCCAGAUUCUCAGGAUCACAGCUGCAUUGAGAUUUUUCCCGAAGGAUUAUGUUAGAGAAUUUAUGGCUGAAUCUGUUUCAUUUUUGCUGAGGAAUGCACCUAAUAGUCAACUAACACAAGGUUUGAGGAAAGCUCUUCUUGAGGCUGCUAAAAAUCCAUCUCCUAUACGAAUAGAUGGGGUGACUGCUUUGCUAUGGCAUGUCAUGAGAGGAACUUAUGCCAAGCUUCACUCAAGAGCUGGAAAAGUCAUGAAGUUCUUGUUGAGCAAGUCAAUCCUUACCAGUAUCGAUGUUAAAUUCCCAAAUGGGUCUUCUACUAUUCGUGAGGUUGUAACUGGUGUGGUUGAUCGAUUAUCCAAUGAAGUGGACCAGAAAGAGUUGGCAUUGAUAUAUACUUGUUUAUUUGAAGAGAUCACAAACUGUAUUAAAGAUGACUGCGUGGAACAUUUGAAGUACCUGAUUGAUUUUCUUACAUUUGCUCUACAAAACAGCAAGCAGAGUGAUGUGAUUGAUAAGGACAACAUGGUUAAACUUGUUAAGUUGCUGGUCUGCAAGUAUGUCGAGCCUGGUAGCAGCACAGGGGAGGCUUCAUCUGGGCUUCUUGGAAGUAUCUUGGACUUUCUGAUUUGUGUUCUGGAUGUUCCAGUUAUUUCUUGCAAUUUAUCCAUCAUAUAUGCACCAGUAUUUGAACUAACAAAUUUGAGUGUGGUUGUCUUUAUAAAAAAACUAUUGGAGAAAGGCCCACAAAUUAUACAGGCUUUUGAAAGUCAUAUAUUGGGUGCAAUGGAUAAUUUUAUAGAGUCUUCACCUGAGGACGUCAUCUUUAUCCUUCUGAAUUUCUUUAAGAGAGCAACAGAUGGAAUAACUCAUGGCAUUGAUGGAACUCAUCUUUAUGGGAAGAAGAAAGUGUACAAGUUCUUUGAGUCAAAAGUUUUUUCAUCGAUAGAGUUAUUAGAUGAUAUAGUCAAGACUGGCAAUCACUCAAGUAAUCAGGUAAGUGAAAAGGAAGCUGCAAUACUAUGGGGAUCUAUUCGCUGCUACCCGAAUAUGAAAGAUGUCCCUCGAGAUAGUUUAUCAAUGCUCAGUAAGUUCAUCUGCAGCCUUGAUCAGUUACUUGAGGUGGAAGAAGAUAGCAUUAGCGGUCUUCCUAAGAAUACCUGGAGAAGUCUACUUGGUGCAUCAUUAUUAUCAUACCAUGAAUUACUACCGGCUAACGUCAGUAGAAAUUCGGAAUCAGGGCUUUUCCUAUCUCUUGCCAAGAAGCACAGCACAUGUCCACAAGUACUCUCCGCUGUAGCUGAAUAUUUGGAUUCCCUGCAUGGAACGACUUCCCUGGGGAUGACAGAAGAAUUUGAUCCACAGAAUCUUUUGAAUUCAUUCUCUAUCUUUGGUGCUAACUUGAGCAGUCCAAAUAAGAAUAUCAGGGUUUUAACAUUGAGAAUAUUAUCCUAUUUUGCUAAGAUGGACAAACGUCUAGCCUCAGAUGAUGAGCGGCCAUACAAGAGGCAAAGAACAGAAGAUUCUGCAGAGGAAAAUAUCGACAUUAAAUACAGUAAUGUUCUGGACACCCUUCUGGCUGUUGAAUCAACUCCAGUUUCAGUAUCUACUAGCCGGAAAAUUGCUAUCUUUAUUUCUCGGAUACAGAUGAGUAUAUCUUCUAAUAUGGUUCAUGACGAUUACAUACCUCUUCUCCUGCAUGGGAUUAUUGGCAUCUUAUACAAUAGAUUUAGUGAUCUGUGGCCACCAGCACUGGAUUGUCUUAGUGUCCUUGUUAGCAAACACAAGGGGCUCGUCUGGAGUCAGUUUAUUGAAUUUAUUUCAAUUCAUCAGUCAAAGGGUCUGACUCUGAAAAAUCAGGAGAAGCUGGAAGCUGCAAUCCACCCUCAGUCUAUUUUUGAGUGCUUCAGCACAUAUAUUGUUACAGUAUUUGAGUACACACCUCUUGAGACGAUUGCUACACUUUUGCUUCAAUCCCUUCAGAAGAUACCUGAUGUUGCUGAAUCUAGCUCUCGACAUCUUGUGCCGCUAUUUUUAAACUUCAUGGGCUAUAACGAUAGCAGCAUCACUAGUGUUGAUUCAUAUAUGUCUGACAAUUGUAAAGGCAAGCAAUGGAAGAUGAUUCUAAAGGAAUGGCUGAACUUGUUGAGAGUAAUGCGUGAUGCUCGAUCGUUGUCCCAGAGCAAGGUUAUUCAGGAAAUAUUAACUGAAAGGGUGCUUGAUGAGAGUGAUCCUGACAUACAGGCAAAAGCAUUGGAUUGCCUUUUGAACUGGAAGGAUGAGUUCUUGAUGCCAUACAGUCAAAACCUUAAAAAUCUGGUUGAAUUAAAGACUCUUCGUGAAGAGCUCACCACAUGGGCAGUUUCACAUGAUUCCUUGUCCAUUCAGAAAUGCCACAGAAGUCGUGUUGUUCCGUUGGUUAUCCGUGUUUUAACACCAAAAUUAAGGAAACUAAAGCUGCUUGGUUCUCGUAAGCACACAGGUGUCAGUCAUCGAAAGGCAAUUCUCCGUUUCCUUCUGCAGUUUGAUUCAAAUGAACUUCAGCUUUUCUUCUCAUUACUUCUGAAGUCCUUGGUCCCGGGGAGUCUUCAACUUGAAAUGUCCUGUCGUGAGUCUGGCAACCUGCUUGGAAAUAUUUCUGACAUCGUGGGAAUUUCAAAGGAGAUCUGUGUAGAGAACCUUACAUGGAAGAAGGCCAAUGGUUUUCUUCAUUUGGUUGAAGAAAUUUUUGGUACUUUUGGUAUGGCACACAUAAGUCCAUUUCUGAAUGCUCUAUUGAUCAUUGUUGUUUGCUUGUUGGAGAGUUGUAUGCGGAAUCUCGGAAACAAGAGCGAUGAGAUACACCAAUCAAAUCACCCUGACAAUGAUUGUUCCAUGAACGAGGAAGCAGACAGUUCUAUAAACAUGAAAACAUGCUCAGAAGAGAUGGCGGAAGCAGAUGAUACUGAGGCAAGUGCCUCAGUCAAGCAAUUAAAGGAUUUAAGGUCUUUAUGUAUUAGGAUUGUUUCCUUGGCACUUAGUCAGUAUGAAAGUCAUGACUUUGGAGAAUACUUCUGGAAUACCUUUUUUGCUUCUGUGAAACCUCUGAUUGACUGCUUCAAACAAGAGGCUUCGAGUAGUCAGAAACCGGGCUCAUUAUUUUCAUGCUUCAUGGUAAUGAGCCAGAGCCCAAAAUUAGCACCAUUGUUGGCGACAAAUAACCUUGUGCCAGCCAUUUUUUCUAUUUUGACUGUGAAGACUGCGUCAGAAUCUAUCACCUCCCAUGCACUUCAGUUUAUUGAGAAUCUAUUGAGGCUAGAUAAUGAUUUGGAGCAGGAAGAUGACCACUCGGUGAAGAAAAUUCUGGUUCAACAUAUGAAUGUUCUUCUCCAUAGUCUCCAUGUUUUUGUUAAUUAUCGCAAAGAGCUUCACAGGAGAUCUGGGAGAUGGCUUGGGAAACGUGAACUUCGGUUGUUUAAAUUAUUGUUGAAUUACAUAACAGACCCCUCAGCUGCAGAGCAUGUUGUAGACCUCGUCCUUCCUUUUUUCAGCAAGAAGGAUUUGAAUUCUGAUGAGUGUCUGGAAGCUCUGCAUGUUGUAAGGGGGAUACUUCCAAAUCUACGAGUUGCAGUGUGUGCAAAAAUUAUAAAUGCACUUAACCCAUUGCUUGCGACUGUCGGUCUUGAACUGCGGCUAUGCAUCUGUGAUAUUUAUGAGGGACUGUCAUCGCACGAGUCUUCAGUGACACCACUGGCUAGGUUACUGCGAGAUCUGAAUGCGGUCUCGGCCUCAGAACUUGGGGAACUAGAUUAUGACACGAGAAUUAAAGCAUAUGAUAUGGUUCAGCCGCGGUUGUUUCAUGGCAUGAGAGAAGAGCAUAUGGGUGCCAUAUUAUCUCACUGCGUGUAUGAUAUGUCAUCUGAAGAGUUAAUUUUUCGGCAAAGUGCGUCCAGGGCUCUUCAGUCAUUCCUGGAAUUCUCUGCAUCAAUUAUGAAUAAUGACUCCGAAUGUUCUAGUGAAACGCCCGAUAUAAAACAUGGAGAGACUAAUUCCAGCAGCACUUGCACAAAGGGCCGUAUUCAACCAAUAUUAGAGAGAACUUACCUUCACAAUAUGGGGUUAGCAAUGUGUAAAGAUAUCUCAGUUCAGAAGGAGUGGAUCAUCUUACUUCGGGAGAUGGUCUAUAAUUUUAAUCAUGUACCAUCCUUAAACUCCUUCAGACUUCUCUGUAAGGAGGAUCUGGACGAUGAUUUUUUCCAUAAUAUAAUUCAUUUACAGGCGGGUAAAAGAUCAAAAGCAUUGUCUCUUUUCAGGCAGACAAUCAAAGAUACCAGCGUUUCAGAGGAUGUGACUAUGAAAGUCUUUGUUCCGCUAUUUUUUAACAUGUUUUUUGAUGUCAAAGCUGGGAAGGGUGAACAAGUAAGAGAUGUAUGUUUGGACACACUUUCUUCUGUUGCUGCCAAUGUGCAGUGGGAGCAUUACCGAACAAUACUGAUGAGAUGCUUCCGUGAGUUGAGUCUCAAGCCUGAUAAGCAGAAGGUCAUAUUGAGGCUAAUAUGUGCUGUUUUAGAUGCAUUCCAUUUCACGAAACCUGCAACCAAUGUCUUGAGUAAAUCCGAUUCUAUGAAUGAAGAUUCUCCUUCCCUUACGUUCUCCUUAACUACAGUCUCUUCGGAGAAGCAACGCUACCUGCGAAAGGUAGUCUUUCCACAGGUCCAGAAGUUAUUAGGAGCUGAUCCAGAGAAAGUCAAUGUCAGUAUAAACCUUGUAGCACUAAAAAUACUCAAGUUACUACCAGUGGAUUAUUUCGAGUCACAACUUUCAAGCAUCAUACAUCGAAUCUGCAACUUUCUCAAGAAUCGUCUUGAAAGCGUGCGUGAUGAAGCAAGAUCAGCUUUAGCUGCAUCUCUAAAGGAACUGGGGAUUGGCUAUUUGCAGUUUGUGGUCAAGAUAUUGAGGGCGAUACUAAAGAGGGGUUACGAGUUACAUGUUCUGGGUUACACACUUCAUUAUUUAUUAUCAAAAAUCAUAACAGCUGAGAUGAAUGGUAGUCUUGACUACUGCUUACAAGAUUUGUUGGCUGUGGUGGAGAGUGAUAUACUUGGAGAUAUUGCGGAACAAAAGGAAGUUGAAAAGAUAGCCUCCAAAAUGAAAGAGACAAAGAAGAGGAUGUCAUUUGAGACUCUUAAGCUGAUUUCUCAGAGUAUUACAUUCAGAACACAUUCUUUAAAAUUAAUCUUACCAAUUUCUGCGCAUCUUCGGAAGCACCUUACUCCAAAAUUAAGGACAAAACUGGAGACGAUGCUACACAGUAUAGCCUUGGGGAUUGAGUGCAACCCAUCAACUGAAACAUCUAACUUAUUUAUAUUUGUUUAUGGCCUUGUUGAGGAUACUAUCACAGUAAAUGAAUCUCCUUGCAGAGAGAAUAUGGAUUCUCAUUGUGGUAAAGAAAAGAUUCACAGAAAGAAUUUACUUGGACUUGGUGAGAGUGGGUUACAAAACACCUAUAUACUUACAAGGUUUGCACUUUCUUUACUGCGUAAUCGUUUGAAAAGCAUCAAGCUGCACAAGGAAGAUGAGCAACUUCUGUCGAUGUUGGAUCCUUUUGUCAACCUCUUGGGAAAAUGUCUGAGUUCUAAAUAUGAAAGUGUCCUUUCUGUUGCUUUUAGAUGUAUUGCCAUGUUGGUGAAACUUCCUUUGCCAUCUCUGAAGGACAAUGCAAAUCCUAUCAAGAAUGUACUUAUGGACAUUGCACAGAGAACUGGAAAUUCCAAUGGUCAUUUGGUUACUUCUUGUUUGAAACUACUUGCUCAUCUACUUAGAGGCUUCCGAAUUUCACUUUCAGAUGACCAGCUCCAGAUGGUUAUUCGUUUCCCCAUUUUUGUUGACCUCCAGACAAACCCUUCUCCUGUUGCGUUGUCUCUUUUGAAGGCAAUAGUCAAACGGAAAUUGGUUUCCCAUGAGAUUUAUGAUAUUAUAGUCAGGGUAGGAGAACUUAUGGUUACAACUCAAACUGAAUCUAUAAGGCAGCAAUGCAUUCAGAUUCUGCUACAAUUUUUUCUGAAUUAUCCACUUUCAGAGAAGCGCUUACAACAGCAUAUUGAUUUCUUCCUGACAAAUCUGAGUUACGAGCAUCCAUUAGGAAGAGAAGCUGUGCUCGAAAUGCUUCACGAUAUUCUUACCAGAUUUCCCCAGAGGAUUAUUGAUGACCAGGGCCAAACAUUUUUUCUUCAUCUUGUAGUUGCUUUAGCAAAUGAAAAGCACCAGAAUGUGUCAUCUAUGAUCCUUAGAGCAAUCCAGAAGAUGUUAGGACGCAUUGGUGAUCAGGGAAAGAAUUAUAUUUUCGAGUACUCUCUUUCGUGGUACACUGGCAAAAAACAGAAUUUGUGGAGUGCUUCAGCCCAGGUUAUUGGUUUACUUGUUGGAGACCGCUCACUAGGAAUUGGUAAAUACCUUAAAAGUAUAUUGGAUGUUGCAAAGCAAAUAAUGGAAUCUUCUGUCGCUGCAUCUGGGGGAGUACAGCUAGAUUUAACUGAUGAAACUGCCCUACCUUUUUGGAAAGAGGCGUACUACUCUAUUGCCAUGGUGGAUAGGUUACUACUACACUUUCCAGAGUUGUAUUUCUCGCAAAAUAUGGAGGAUAUAUGGAUGAUUGUUUGCAAGCUGUUGGUCCAUCCCCACUCAAAGUUACGUAAUAUGUCUAGCUCUCUUGUAGCCUCAUAUUUUACUUCAGUGGAGAAGAGGAAACGCGAGAAGUUGGAUGCUACAUCAUCAUUCCUUGUCCAACCUAGCAGGCUAUUCCUAAUAGCUGCUUCUUUCUUGAAACAAUUGAGGACGGAGCUAAGUGAUACUACCGCCAACAAUCUAAUUAUGCAAAAUCUUGCAUACUCGAUCUGUAACUUGCAUUUGUUGGUUAAGCAAAUAGCCUCACCGCAUCAGUUUUGGUCUAGCCUUGGUUCAUCUGAUCAUGGUGCCUUCCUUGAGGGUUUUGAAUUGCUCGGUUCAACAAAAGCAAAGAACACAUUUCUCCUCUGCACUGCUUCUUCCGCUUGUGCAGCUGGAUCUGAUGUUGACAGUAGCGAGGAACUUAUGUCUUUGUUAGUUUCUUCUCUUUUGAAGAGGAUGGGAAAAAUUGCAAUGCAGAUGGAGGAUACACAUAUGAAAAUCAUAUUCAGUUGUUUCAGUAUGAUUUCAUCGGCGCUUGGAGCUGAAGUGUCAGUGACCUACUCUGUUCACUUCUUGGCCCCAUUGUACAAAGUUGCUGAAGGGUUUGCUGGGAAAGUCAUCAGUGAUGAAGUUAAGCAAUCAGCAGAGGUGGCCCGGGACAAACUACGUAAUCUGAUUGGUGUUGAGAAAUUUGUCGAAGUUUACAACAGUGUCCGCAAGGACCUUAAAGCCAAGAGGGAGAGCAGAAAGCAGGCAGAAAAACUUGUUGCGGCGGUUGACCCGGCACGCCAUGCCAAGAGGAAGCUGCGCAUAGCCGCAAAGCACCGAGACCACAAGAAACGGAAGGUAAUGGCGAUGAAGAUGGGAAGGUGGUUGAGGUAGCUUUGGUGCUAGGGUAGAGCUGAAUUGUACAGCGUUCACUUUUGCCCAUUCUUGUUCUUGGUGCUAGCGGCAGGCCGGAAAUUUUGUACGCUAGUUAUAGGUAGCUUUACGGCUGCACUCAAUUUUGUUGACGACCUGUAACUCUCCAAGGUCCAAUGGGAAUUUGAUAAUAGGCCCAUUACAAGAUCUAAUGAAUUGGAUUGAAUUUGAACAAAUCCUGUGACCCGAAUGAAUUUCACGUGCAACGUGCAACACGCUGAUGGUAUGUUUGCGAA